Molecule: messenger RNA, 1846 nt
Organism: Sabethes cyaneus
Lineage: Eukaryota; Metazoa; Arthropoda; Insecta; Diptera; Culicidae
Gene: NitFhit
Product: nitrilase and fragile histidine triad fusion protein NitFhit
Exons: 4
Coding region: 109-1545 (478 amino acids)
Biological process (GO): nucleobase-containing compound metabolic process
Molecular function (GO): hydrolase activity, acting on carbon-nitrogen (but not peptide) bonds, in linear amides; bis(5'-adenosyl)-triphosphatase activity
Source: RefSeq, a predicted model, not a curated record
AUCGCUAUAGUGAUUCAUUAGCAUAAUUAUUGACACAGAAUCGGUAUAUCCAGCGGUAUAUUUGCACUUUAUAAGGCAGUUUUGUAACUCAUUCUUGUUUAAGCUUGAAUGUAUACCCGAUUUUCGUGUAGAUUCAGCAAACUGCUGAAGUUCUCGUUCGAUCAGCUGUUUGAUCCAGUAAAUUCUCGCAACCUGAGCAGUAUGAGAACUAUGGACAAUCCAAAAAUUGCAAUCGCUCAGAUGCGAUCGACUAAUGACAAACAGCAUAAUUUAAAUCAGGUGAUAAACAUCGUCGAAAAAGCAAAAGAUCAGGAUGCCAAGUUUGUUUUCUUUCCGGAAUGUUGUGAUUACGUGGGUAAUAACCGAGAAGAAACACUAAAGCUAUCGGAACCUUUGACUGGACCAACGGUAAACAAAUAUGCACAACUUGCCAAAGAAAACGAUCUCUGGAUUUCGUUCGGUGGGGUUCACGAGGCAAUCUUGAAUGGCAAUGCUGAUGAUGAAAAGGUUGAAAACAUCUAUAAUACUCACAUCGUAGUUGACAAUCGGGGGACGAUAGUGGGCAAAUAUCGCAAACUACAUAUGUUCAAUGUAGUAACGCCAGAGUUCAAAUUCCGAGAAUCAGAAACGGUGCGCUCCGGCAGUGAACUGGUUCCGCCGAUUGAAACACCGAUAGGUAGGCUGGGAAUGCAGAUCUGUUACGACGUACGUUUUUCAGAAGCGAGCACCCUUCUGCGGAAACAAGGAGCAGAGAUAAUAACCUAUCCGUCUGCAUUUGCCGUGUCCACGGGUAGAGCUCACUGGGAAGUGCUGCUGCGAGCUCGCGCUAUCGAAAAUCAGUGCUUUGUGAUAGCGGCAGCUCAGAUCGGGUUUCACAACAAAAAACGCGAAAGCUAUGGCCAUGCUAUGGUUGUUGAUCCCUGGGGAGUUGUCCUGGGGGAAGCCGGUCAGCAAGAUCUGGACGUCGUUGUUACGACUCUAAACUAUGAUCGGCUGGGUAGCGUAAGGCAGAAUAUGCCCUGCUUUGAACACCGUCGUGAUGACAUUUACAAUUUGUCCUGUCGCGAUGCACUAGCAGGACCGCCAUUGCUGGAGCAAAAAUAUCUAUUUGGAGGAUUCGAUAUACCAAAAGAGACGGUUUUCUUCUCAUCGGAGCAUAGUUUCGCAUUUGUCAACAUCCGAUGUGUCGUUCCGGGUCAUGUUCUAGUGACCCUGAAGCGUCCUGCAUUUCGGUUACCCGACCUAACACCGGCGGAAAUUAACGAUUUUUUCCAGACCAUCUGUAAAGUUCAGAAAGUGGCAGAAAAAUUAUACGGAGUCACAUCGACUACGGUAACCGUACAGGAUGGGCCAGAUGCUGGCCAAACGGUAAAUCAUGUGCACUGUCAUAUUUUGCCUAGGCGUAAGGGUGAUUUUUCCGAAAAGCGUCAAUUCUAUAACGAGCUCAGACGGCAUGAUAAAGAUCCAACGAAACCCAAACGAUCCCCAGAAGAAAUGAAUGCCGAAGCGAAAAUGUUUCGAGAAGAAUUCCUGCGAAUGCAAUGAAAUUGAAAGAUGCACUUGAUUUUGAAUAAAAAUUUAAGAUCACAAAUAGGUAGUUGAUUAUGUCAAUAACUGUUCUAUUUUCCAACAGGUGUACGCAAACAGCCAACAUAAUUAGUUUGAAAAAAUUAGUCGAUCAAUUGGUCAACCGCUAUCAAAUGUUUUCCUUAGCUUUAUGCUCUCAUGUAGACGUUCUAGUGUCCACAAAACGUUCGGCAGCUCGACUUCCCGAUUUGACACCAGCAGAAAUCAACGACUUUUUCCAGACCGUUUGUAAAGUUCAAAAAGUGGCAGAAAAGUUGUA